Messenger RNA from Vigna radiata var. radiata (mung bean), 705 nucleotides. RefSeq names its product bifunctional protein FolD 1, mitochondrial. Lineage: Eukaryota; Viridiplantae; Streptophyta; Magnoliopsida; Fabales; Fabaceae. Gene Ontology annotation, molecular function: methenyltetrahydrofolate cyclohydrolase activity; methylenetetrahydrofolate dehydrogenase (NADP+) activity. Gene Ontology annotation, cellular component: cytosol. The transcript is spliced from 3 exons. Gene Ontology annotation, biological process: tetrahydrofolate interconversion. The coding region runs from base 1 to 705 and encodes 234 amino acids. The record is from RefSeq and is a predicted model, not a curated record.
AUGUUUGUCUCAGUUGAUGACCAGACUACUGUAGUGCUUGAUGGAAAGUUNAUAUCCAUGGAAAUCAGAUCGAGAAUAGCUGCUAAGGUAAGAGAAAUNAAGCAAUGCCUGGGAAAAGUUCCCGGGUUAGCCGUAAUUUUAGUAGGCCAAAGAAGGGAUUCUCAAACUUAUGUUCGCAACAAGAUAAUGGCUUGUGAAGAAGUNGGAAUCAAGUCUUUGGUGACUGAAUUACCCACUGAUUGUGCAGAAAUGGAUGUUCAAAAUGCGAUCAUGAGAUUUAACAAAGAUCCAUCCAUUCAUGGUAUUCUUGUGCAACUCCCUCUACCACAACAUCUAGAUGAGGAAAAGGUUCUGGUCGAUGGUUUUCAUCCCGUUAAUAUGGGGAAUCUUGCCAUAAAUGGAAGGGAGCCACUGUUUACUCCUUGUACUCCAAAGGGCUGCAUUGAGUUAUUGAUCAGAUCAGGAGUCGAUAUAAUGGGGAAAAAAGCCGUAGUGAUCGGAAGAAGUAAUAUUGUUGGUUUGCCAACGUCCUUGUUAUUGCAGAGACACCAUGCAACAGUCACUGUUAUACAUCCUUUCACAGAAAACCCUGUUCUUUCUGAUUAUGUUGUGUUUCGUGCUUCGGUGUUUCUUGUGUUGUUAUCAUUAAAAAUCGAAUUGGACUCUGUAAUUCUGCAUUCUAUGAUUCCUUUUGGAAUUAAAUGA